UUAAUUUAUCUAAUAAGUAUAUUUCUCAUAGUUGUAAAUUUUACUUUAUGUAAAAGCAACAGAUCGCGAAUGGAGAUAAAUAAGGAUAAAUCAAGAUUAGUAUACGAUUUUUUUGGGAAUGUAAUUGAAAGCGCCGCGUGUUUAGUUGCAGCACUAUUGAAAUUGGGCUUUGAUCUUGAUUGGAUAUAAACCAGCAGAGAUCUGUAAGCGAGGAUCCACUAAGAAUGGCUGCCGUUUUGAGAAGAUUCAGUGCCGCGCAGAUCACGGUGAUCAGCAAAACUAAACUACCGUCAUUUAUUAUCAGCCGAUCUUUUGCAAGGUCAUCGAUCCGACAGGAUAUCAGCGAAGGAUGGAUAAACAAGCUUUCCGUAAGAAAAAUCGAGCCAACAAAAGAGUCUCAUUCAAGGAUGCUAUCAGAUAAAGGAGUUAUUUACGCUUUGCAUACGCACAAUAUUCGACCUGAUUCUAUUGAUAACUAUUUAACUAAUUAUGAAGAGAUUGUUAACAUUAUAAACUCCAAGAAGUCUGAAUUGAAAUUGGAACUAGUUGGUUCAUGGACUGUCGUAGCUGGUGAUAUCGAUCAAGCUUUACAUCUAUGGCAAUAUUCUGGUGGUUAUGAUAGCGUUGAUCAUACACAAAUUGAAUUGUCUAAAGACAAAGAAUAUCAACAAUUAUUCAAAGAAAAUGGCAAUUAUUUACGAUCACGUUAUUUACAGUAUUUGUUAGCAUUUAGUUAUUGGCCUCCUCUUACAAAACGAAAUGAUUCAAAUAUAUAUGAAAUACGUAGUUAUAGGCUACAACCUGGUACUAUGAUAGAAUGGGGCAACAAUUGGGCCAAGGCUAUAAAUUAUAGACGUAACAAUAACGAACCUUUUGCUGGUUUUUUUUCACAAAUUGGUAGAUUAUAUAAUGUUCACCACAUUUGGUGUUAUAAAAAUCUUCAAGCACGAAUGGAAACUCGUGAGAGCGCAUGGAGACUUCCAGGAUGGGACGAAUGUGUUGCAUAUACUGUACCAUUAAUUAGAGAAACACAUUCCCGUAUAUUGAGUCCAACUAGCUUUUCACCAACAAAAUAGAAUUUUACAUUCACAAUUUUAAAUGUAUUUGUACAAUACAAUUUAUUUCUUAUAUUUACAUUAUAAUAUUGUAAAAAUAUUUGUUAUAUUACAUACUACAUUUAUAAUUGCAUAAAGUAAGCGCUCAAUAAGAAUUGUAGCAUUUUAUUGUAUUGCAAUUACUAAAAUGUAUUUUAAUAAAAUUUAAACUUCUUUGUUACUACA
Molecule: messenger RNA, 1280 nt
Organism: Apis florea (little honeybee)
Lineage: Eukaryota; Metazoa; Arthropoda; Insecta; Hymenoptera; Apidae
Gene: Nipsnap
Product: protein nipsnap
Cellular component (GO): mitochondrion
Source: RefSeq, a predicted model, not a curated record